GCAACAUUGACAUUUAACUACUCGAAUAUUAAAGACUCAUACUCAUCUUGAAGACUCAUACUCAAUCAAUACAUUGUAGGCCUACUAGGUAUUAACUACUACGUGAAUACAUCAUGUCUAUGUAAAAUCCUUUCUUAACUUCUUUUCACAUCAACCAACCUCUACUUCAACUGCCAACUAAAAAGAUGCCUGCUCCCACCAAUAAGCAGUCCUCUGAGGCCGCUGCAACUUCACCGGCGCUACAGUUUCCUCCUAUUACAAGAGAUCAUAUACUCAACUGUUCAUAUGACUCCUGGUUCCCCAAGUAUCGCGCAUCAUGUAUCAAAUCGAGGAUAAUCCCACUCUCUACUAAGUUUGUAGAGUACAUUCGCGAAGACGGCAUUAUCCUAGCCGACGAUGAUGUUGUCGAGCCAGAGGACGAGGAAUGGGAAUCGGCACCUUCAACCUUUCGGCCACCCGUUGAAGAAGUUGAGUCAGAAUCUGAAAGCGACGAGGAGGACGAACUGCCCACGAUACCACCGAACCAAAGAUUUCCUGACUUACAUCAAACAAUCAAAGACAAAAUUGCUGAACUUGGCGGCGCAGUGGCUCCAAAACUAAACUGGACAGCCCCCAAGGAUGCAGCGUGGAUAUCACCACACCAGAAUACCAUCAAAUGCACAAGUCCCAACGACAUAUACCUGCUACUCAAGAGCUCCAAUUUUGUCACGUAUGACCUAGAGCAUGCCUUCGACGACUGCACCCCGACUCCCUCUUCGGCGGGUAAUGCGCCACCAGCCUUCAAGCCUGUGCUCGUCUUACGCUCGUACUUCAACCCACAUACGGCCAUGGAAUUCCGCUGCUUCGUAAAGCACCGAAAUCUGAUCGCCAUCUCACAGCGUGACCUCAACUUCUUCGAAUUCCUCAAGGUCCUACGUCCUGACAUCAUCGCGCGUAUCAGCCAGCUGUUUAACAACAAACUAAGGUUUACCUUCCCAGACGGCAAUUUCACAUUUGACGUAUAUAUCCCCGAGGGCGAGGAUGAGCCCCUGAGUAGAGCCCGUCUGAUCGAUAUCAAUGCCUGGGCUCCGCACACAGAUAGUUUGCUAUUCGAGUGGAGCGAACUGCUAGAUAUGGAAGUUCCGAGUGGUCCAAUGCUAGGAGUAGUGGGGGGUGGUGAGCCUGCCGAUGGCGGGAAUGAUGAGCUAUCAAGUGAGGAGGAUGAGGACGAAGACUUCGCCCCUGAGUUAAGACUUGUCGAAAAGGAGGACCCAUCGGCAUACAACUUCAGCUCGCCGCAGUACUCGGCGCACAAGCUACCCAAGGAUGUGGUGGACGCAAGCAUGGCUGGCGAGGGUGGUAUGCGUGAGUUCGCGCAGAAGUGGAAGGAGAUGACCGAGUAUAGGGAGAAUGUUGCAAACUGGGAGAUCAACGAUAAGGAAUGACUGGCAGGAUGACUAGUCUGGACUAGAUAGGGGGGUCAAAGGGGAAUCCUACCAAAUGCUAGGUCUCAACUGAGUGAUGGCGUCCAGAACUUAGACUGUGAUUAACGGUCUUCAUAGGAUCUCAUAGGACUCUUAGAGUCUGGGCUAAAUCCCAUGGUCACACUGCUGAAUUAUUGCAGCUGUCGGGACUUUGUAAAAACCGUUGCUAUCAUAAGUCCAUCAGAUGCACUGACAGCCUACCUCGCAUGGCCAUUCAUACAGCUAUCGAUGUAUUCCUGCUUAAGCAGGCAUGAACACGGAUAAUAAAACCCC
Molecule: messenger RNA, 1736 nt
Organism: Hypoxylon fragiforme
Lineage: Eukaryota; Fungi; Ascomycota; Sordariomycetes; Xylariales; Hypoxylaceae
Product: D123-domain-containing protein
Exons: 2
Coding region: 186-1424 (412 amino acids)
Cellular component (GO): cytoplasm
Source: RefSeq, a predicted model, not a curated record